CUUGCUGCCUCUCCGGCGAGUAUCAAGCCAAACGCGGUGGUGGCCAAGGACGGGAGCGGGAAGUACAGCACCAUCCAGGAUGCGCUGGACAAAGUUCCAAAGAAAAGGAAGGGCGUCUACGUGAUUUACAUCAAACAAGGUGUCUACAAGGAAUACAUUACCGUCAACAAAACUAUGACCAAACUUAUGUUCAUCGGCGACGGCCCCACCAAGACCAUUAUCACCGGAAACAAGAACUUCGUCGACGGCAUUCCCACCUUCAAAACUGCCACCGUUGUGAUUACUGCUGAAGACUUCAUUGCACGAGACAUCGGGAUUGAGAACACAGCCGGGCCGGAGAAGCACCAGGCAGUGGCGUUGAGAGUCCAAGCCGACAAGGUGAUAUUCUAUAACUGUGCCAUGCAUGCAUACCAAGACACUCUCUACGUGCACACCAUGAGGCAGUUCUACCGUGACUGCGUCGUGUCAGGCACCAUCGACUUCGUCUUCGGCGAUGCGGCUGCAGUCUUCCAAGGCUGCACGUUCCUCGUCCGCAAGCCGUUGCCGAACCAGCAGUGCAUCGUAACAGCCCACGGGCGAAAGGAGCGCCGCCAGCCAUCCGCGCUGAUAAUACAAAAAUGCACCAUCAAGGCCGACAAGGACCUAGAGCCAGUGAAGAAACAGUACAGAUCCUUCUUGGGGCGACCGUGGAAGGAGUACUCAAGGACGCUCAUCAUGGACUCUUACAUUGAUAAUGUGAUCGAUCCACAGGGGUGGCUGCCAUGGAACGGGGACUGGGGCCUCAAGACAUGUUUCUACAGCGAGGUUAACAACAACGGACCCGGGUCCGAUAAGUCCAAGAGAGUGAAGUGGCGUGGAAUUAAGAACAUUACACCACAGCACGCCGCAUCUUACACCGCUGGGCGGUUCUUGUUGGGAGAUCGUUGGAUCAAGCCCACCGGGAUCCCCUACAUCUCCGGCAUGGUCAGCGGUGGCGCCGCUCAUUGAUCUCUUAAUCUUCAUCCUCCUGAUCUGAUUUUGAUCUUUUUCCCGAUCAGUGUUCUAUGUCAUGUAAUGGCUCUCCCCCUUUUUUCCUCUCUCUCUCUCUCUUAUGAUUUCUAUGUGUGGGUCUAAUUCUAUAUAGUGGAAGCAAAUAUUUUAUAUUUAUUCAUUUGCAAUCUUCCCAA
Messenger RNA from Momordica charantia (bitter melon), 1166 nucleotides. The record is from RefSeq and is a predicted model, not a curated record. NCBI's taxonomy places the organism in Eukaryota, Viridiplantae, Streptophyta, Magnoliopsida, Cucurbitales, Cucurbitaceae.